CACAUUUGAUCACUAGGGGGCGAUAAUGGACUUUGAAUUUCCUCUUCUACCUUGGACCGAACAAUGAAUAAGCGCUGCGUGGCGUUUAUCUUAUCGGAGAGAAAGUCUUCACAAAAUAAUUACAAUAGCUACGUCGUGAAAAAUGUUCAGUUAACACACCUGGUUAAUUGAUAGUCUUCAUAGCAGUUUUUUUUACGUAUUUAUCUCCAAUUCGUUUGAAACUGUUGGGAAAGUUAGCUUAUUGGUAGCGUUUUUAAUGCACUCGAGUAGACGCUUUGAUUUCCCAGCUUUACCGUGAGCCUGAACGUAUCUGAAGAAAAGGAGGCUCAUUAGUUAGCCUGUUAGCAACUGCGCAAGGAUGCAACUGGCUCUAAGUAAAACAUUUGGCCAGAAGCCGGUUAAAUUCCAGCUAGAACAGGAUGGAGACUUUUACAUGGUCGGCUCGGAGGUUGGUAACUAUCUGCGUAUGUUCAGAGGCUCUCUGUAUAAAAGAUAUCCAUCUUUAUGGAGGAGGUUAGCAUCGGUGGAGGAGAGGAAGAAGAUUGUAGCUUCGUCACACGCCACCAGUGUGACUCUGCUGAAGGCGUCUGAAUGUGAAGAGAUCUUUGAGGGCAACGAUGAGAAGUACAAGGCGGUGUCCAUCAGCACCGAGCCACCAGCUUACCUCAGGGAGCAGAAAGCAAAGCGGAGCAGUCAGUGGGUUCCCACGCUGCCCAACAGCUCCCACCACCUCGACGCCGUGCCUUGUUCCACCACCAUCAACCGCAACCGGAUGGGACGCGACAAGAAGAGGACGUUUCCCCUGUGCUUUGAUGAUCACGACCCGGCAGUGAUCCACGAGAACGCAGCGCAGGUGGAGUCGCUGGUUCCCAUUCGACUGGACAUGGAGAUAGACGGACAGAAACUGAGAGAUGCUUUCACGUGGAACAUGAACGAGAAGCUGAUGACGCCAGAGAUGUUUGCAGAGAUCUUAUGUGACGACCUAGACCUGAAUCCUCUCGCCUUCGUCCCCGCCAUCGCCUCAGCCAUCCGUCAGCAAAUCGAGUCGUACCCGACCGACAGCAUCAUGGAGGAGCAGGCGGACCAGAGAGUCAUCAUCAAGCUGAACAUCCACGUGGGGAACAUCUCGUUGGUGGAUCAGUUCGAGUGGGACAUGUCAGAGCGGGAGAAUUCGCCCGAGUCGUUUGCUUUGAAGCUUUGCUCCGAGCUCGGCCUCGGCGGGGAAUUCGUCACCACGAUCGCCUACAGCAUCCGGGGUCAACUCAGCUGGCACCAGAGGACCUACGCCUUCAGUGAGAACCCCCUCCCCACAGUAGAGAUUGCCAUCCGCAACACAGGCGAUGCAGACACGUGGUGCCCCCUGCUGGAGACCCUCACGGAUGCUGAAAUGGAGAAAAAGAUCAGAGACCAGGACAGGAACACGAGGCGUAUGAGACGACUGGCCAACACGGCUCCGUCCUGGUAGAAGAAACAGGAAGCAGCAUCCCGUUAGGUUUCCUCUGGAGACUCCUGUUACUCUGAAAGGAUCAAGUAAACACUCACACACUCAAACAGCUCAUCCUGAAAUCAUGAACGGAGCAUCUGGACGUCCCCAGACACAUGAAUGUCCUCAGCGAUCAAUGACUGAACACACACACACACACACACACACACACACACACACACACACACACACACACACACACACACACACAGGUCAUCAUGUUUCUCUGCAUAUAGCAUGGAGCUAACACCUGUUAGCUGAUGUUUUAAAUUGGAGGUUUUGGUCUGUUACCCAUCAUGCAACAUUCAUCGUGUGUGUCAUGUCAGGACACUCUGCUCGUGGUACACCUGGAGAGAAAGUCUGCCUGUUUCUCUGAGUGCUACUCUCUUAAUAACUGCUAAAUCUGCAGCACAGGUGGUUCAAUGCCGACAUGCUAAACUGUUUGUAUAGAAAGAGGAAAUAAAGGCGCAGCUAUAACUAGAACUAAGGACGUUGGAAGGACGUUUUUCUUACAGAACGCCAGUGUUUCCCCUCAAAGGCCUCGUAUCCACACGCCUCGUAGUCGUCUUUAGCUCCUCCGUCGACCAGAUCCCGAAUCUGUGAAAUAGCAGCUGUUAUCACAAGGACAGAGGAGACAGACCAUGCCUCUUUUUUCCACACACUGAGCGAAUAUUUCCCCAAAAUGCUUCCUGACUCAUUUCAAAUAUGGACGGUGUAAACAUUGUGUGUGUGUCUGGAUUUCAUGCAUUCAUAGACAACACAUCCCGAUCUGUUUUAAAUACGUCCUGUGCUUUGUUCAGACUGCACUCAGAUCAGAUUUGUCUCUAAUAAGACCUUUAAUGCAAAGGAAGAAAAUUACUUGGUAAAGCCUUUGUUUUUAUUUGUAGGAAUUCACAACAGCCCGCGAUUAAAAAAGUAUCUGUGACAUGCCGUCUUUACGUCCAAGUGUUGUCGUCUUCUUAAAAGUUAGCGAACAAGAACGGAGGAGAAAAUGAAGGCGGUUUAAUACAGAAGACAACACCACAGCCAGAAGCCGCCGCCGCCUUACGCAUCUUUCUGGUUCAAAACUUUAACUCUAUCUGGUGUCUCCAAAGUUUCCUUCUCCAGCUUAAAGAUAAACUAUGCACACACGUUGAGUUGUUUAUUUUCCACAGACAUCGUUGACCUGGUGACAUGUGCAUCCUAAACUUUACAUCGUUGAAGCAUCAAAAAUCAUCUGAUGCUCGUAGCUAUCCAGCUGUUCAGACCCGCUGCAGGACUCUUGGUGUUAUCUGUUAUAAACCUCAUACCUAAACCACUGAAGUCUCUUCAAGAGCCUCAAGGAGCGGAGCAUCCUGACCGAGAAUGAGCUGCAGAAAAUUUGAUUUAAAUAGAAUUCAAACUGACUCAGAGUUUGUCUUAAAUCCAAAAAGUAAAGAAUCAUGUUUCAUGCCAGAGUUUGGUUUUUCAGUUUUCUUAAAAAAAAUCAAUUUAAUCAAAUCUGGAGAUAUUGAUAUGUAGUCUGAACAAAGGCGGUGGAGGCAUUUACACCAGCAUUAAGUCACUCAGUAAGAAUUUGGUCGAAGUGUCCGACUCUGAGGGCAAAAGAGCGCUUCUGUUUUUCAUGACCAGAGGGCAGUAGGAAAGCAAAAGUGUCGCAGGUUUUUCUUUAGAGCCGAAACAAGUCGUCGAUCGGUGAAUGGGCGGAAACAAGAAAUCACAUUUUGUUUCAUUUAAAAGAACUGAAAAAAGGUCUAACACUUUCUGCCCCUGCUUUUCAGAUGAGAGGAGUUUAAGCUUUGUGAAGUGAACUUCUGUAAAAAAUCGUUUUAACUGAGCAGACUUUUGAAUGUCACCGUUUACGCUAGGACGAUGAUGUCAUGGUCAAUAUUUCCACAGUGAGCGAUGUAUGUUACAUAUAAUCAACUUAAACUGACCUGAAGGCAUCAAAACGUACCCCAGAAAUCACAGAGAGUAAGAACCAAACAACUGCCAUGAGACGAAUUAGAGAGAUGCAGUAGCGACACAAUAACUCCAACACACGGAGGCUUUAAUGAAUGUAAACGAGCUGAUAUAGAGUAUUCUUCAACGGUUACUUCUUCAUGUUGUGGAGGAUGUUACAGUUUUUAUCACAGCGGUGUGCAUGUCUAAAUAAAUGAUGUUACAGCUCGGACACAACAGCGGCUUAGAUCUGUCAAGUGUUUGCAUCCAAUCAGAGCUAGUUUUGAUGUUAGCAGACGGACUCCGGUGUUCAUGCAUGCUAAGACAUACUGUAGGUAGUUGUUACUGUUCUGUGCAUGAUGGACCGACUCUCCCCGUGUCACCUCAGGCGUGUCAGUGUCGGCAGACUGAGGGCGGAGAGCUGAAGAGAACCAACGGUGUCUUUUAAAGUGACCAUUUUUUCUUAACUUGAACAUACCGGUACUCUGAGAAUGAUGUUAAAGUUUGUUGCUUGUUGUUCUCUUCUUUUGUAAAAUUGCUUCACCUUUAUAGUCGACUUGUUUUUUUUUUUUUUUUUUAUAUGGAAAAUAACAAUAAAGAAAAGUUGAUGGAUGUUUUGAAA
Molecule: messenger RNA, 4025 nt
Organism: Labrus bergylta (ballan wrasse)
Lineage: Eukaryota; Metazoa; Chordata; Actinopteri; Labriformes; Labridae
Product: SWI/SNF-related matrix-associated actin-dependent regulator of chromatin subfamily B member 1
Biological process (GO): chromatin remodeling; positive regulation of pseudohyphal growth by positive regulation of transcription from RNA polymerase II promoter
Cellular component (GO): nuclear chromosome; nBAF complex; nucleus
Molecular function (GO): transcription coactivator activity
Source: RefSeq, a predicted model, not a curated record